Messenger RNA from Penicillium digitatum Pd1, 312 nucleotides. NCBI's taxonomy places the organism in Eukaryota, Fungi, Ascomycota, Eurotiomycetes, Eurotiales, Aspergillaceae. The record is from RefSeq and is a predicted model, not a curated record.
AUGUCUGCCCUAAACCCCGACAACAAUUCGAUGCAGCUCCCAAAAGACAACCAAAACACAAUCCCAUUGUCUCCGGUCGAUCCUUUUCAAUCUGUCCAGAAAUAUCCUGGCUUCAAAUCAAUCAGUCCUGUUUAUGAGGGCUUCACCUUUUCCAAGGCUAUGCCCAAGCAAGGUGCAACCUGGACUUGUGUGAAACGGACAGUCAUGCAUCUAAACCAAGAUGAAUACGUCAAAAUGGUUCAGACGAGGGCAGAUCAAACAUCCCCCGUGCAGCAAUACCAGGGUCCUCUGACAUCAGGCGCGUUCAUAUAA